AUGUUUAGAUCCGAUCUGGGCCAUGGCGGAAUGCUGGACAUGCCAAUGGAUGCCUCGCCCCUGCAUGAUGGGCAAUGGCAGUGCGAACAGUGCACGCUUGUGAAUGAGGCAGAUGCCUUGGAAUGUGCUGCUUGCGGAGCAGAGCGUUCUGCAAAUUCAGGUAACAUGCUCCCGCCGGGUGGAAGUUUCGGAGACAUAGCCUCUGGAAGGGACCUGGCCAUGGGCUCACCGCAUGGCUUCCUUCCGCCCACAGCGACAGCCACGGACGAGUCUCCCAUCCUACCACCUCAUGGGACGCAGAACUUUGGCUCCCGGAAUCUGCCACCUCAGGGCACCCUAAGCCCCAACGCCAUGGCUGACCUGAUGCCUACCCCACCGUCACAGCAAGGCUACCUCGGUGGCACUCCGCAAAACUUUGGCUUAGGAGACCUGCCCAUGGGCGACGACCGGGACAUGAAAAAGAAGAAAAAGAAAAAGAAAGAUCUAAACCAGGAAGAGGAUCUCAGUAGAACCAGAGAGGCGCAGACAGCCUCACCAUUGCGACAACGGGACUUGCUUCAGCUCCCACAAGAGAAGAGGAGGCAGCGUUCCCAGGAGGACCCGGAUGACUCAAACAUUCCAACGUAUGGCCCGGCCGUAAUGCACCCGAGCGGUGCUCUGGCAGGCAGUUUGGAGGGAAGCAAGCUCUUGCUGAGAAUCCUGCGCGCCUACAACCUUCGAAACACUGACUUGGGAAUCUUGCCCGAAGACGCCUCGGAUCCCUUUGCGGUUGCGAGGAUAGGGCCAAAGGACUUCAAGACCCAUGUCGUCGAGAACAGUCUUAAUCCUAUAUGGAAUUCACAACAAUUCGAGUUUACCUUGCAAGAUGAGCCGGAUCCGAAGCUUCAGCUGGAGGUCUUCAGCUCCAAUCACUGGCAUGCGAACGAUAGCCUGGGUCGUCUGGACAUUCCAAUACGGAGUUUGACGCCCGGCGAGACACACACGGUUGAGGAAAUGCUGGACGAAGGCGACAUCGUACGAGAGGAUCGCAAGCGUCCCCGUAUUCAAGUGGAAGUGCAGCUGCUCUGUGCCGAUCAGCUGGCAAAUCCACAGUCCAUGAGGCUACAAAAGCAAUUUCAGCACAACCUGGCUUUGCAAGAAAGCCGCAAGAAGAAGGAAAACAUGGUGCCGCUGCCAUCCUUCAAAGGUUUCGGGCCGGAAGCUUUGGCGCGGCCAGAUCACCAGUACAAGGUAGCCGAAGUUGGUGAGGCACGCCGCCUCAAUGAAUAUGAGUCUCUAGCAUGUCGAUUGGGUCAAUACGAUUACUCAGGGCCGCCGCCCUACUUUCCACGACAGCAGAUGAUUGACAAGCGACAAUGGAAAGAUGACCCUUUCUUCGGCUGGCGCAGGGAGCUGAACCGCACCGAGCACAAGUCCAUGGGGAGGGAAGGGGACCAAGGGGAGGAGCUUGAGGGGGGCGAGGCUUGGAAGGGUGACCCUUUCCACGCCUGGCGCAGUCGUGGGCCUCAGGAGGGCAACAUCGAGCAGCUCCAGGAGGCCCGCGCGGCGCGCAACUUGAUGUCACUCCCCUCCUUCUCGGAGGUACCGGCCCGGCGCUUCAAUGACCACCGAGAAUACAGCGACCACGUUGCCAGGCCACAGCCGCAACUGGCUGCAGGCCGGGCAACAAACGAUGCGCCGGAACAACGCUGGAAAGACGACGCCUUCUACGGUUGGCUGCCGGGCCGUGGUCCUCUUGAGGAGGAGCAGCACCGCUUGCGGCGACCUCUCGAGCAAGCUCGUCUUGCCCGACUCCCCUCCUUUGCAGAGGGCUCUCCCGAGCUUGCCGGGGUCACCGGACGAGGUGUUGGCAUCCUCACACUUUGGAUCAAUGCAGCCAGCAACCUGGCCUAUAGCCACGGAAGUGGCUUGUACGGGACACCCAGCCCAUGCGUCAAGGUCUCUAUCCAGGGAGACCACCGCGUGCGAGCCCACGUUCGGCAGGAAAAGUUGACGCCAACCAUUGCCAGAAACCGCAAUCCUCAAUGGAACACUCCGGCAAUGACCCUGGAGGUGCAUUCCGUUGCCGAUGUCCUGCAGCUGGAGGUGCUGGACCUUGCCAAUCCUAGAGUGGAUGAGCACAUCCAUCACUACUUCCUGGGCCGCGCUCAGCUUCCCAUUCAGCGCGUCAUUGCAGCCGUCCACAGAUCCAAGAAUCCUACUCGGCCGCUACAACUGCGCGAAGGCUUGGAAGGUUCACAAGCACAGGCCCAGAUCGACUUCGAGUGCUUGUACGAGGCCUAUGACACGGAAGCCUCGCCGGCAAGCCAAACCCUGAGCCCCGCAAGGGACCCAAGGGACCAACGGGACCGGUUCCAGUCGCAGCUUUCGGCCAGUCCCCAGAGCUCGCCUGGGAAGCGGCAGACAUCGGACAUGGGAAGCCUUGGCAUCCUCUCGGUUCGCAUCAUUGCUGCGUACAACCUAGUUAACGCAGACACUGGCAUUCUGGGCGACGUCUCUGAUCCGUAUGUAACCGUACGACUGGAGAGCCAGAGCGACAAACAACGAAAGCGAACUCACACCAUCAACAAUGACUUGAACCCCAAGUGGAACUCGUCCCCCUUCCUGUUUCCGAUCCAGCAUCCCGAGGAUCAGCUGGUACUGGAGGUCUACGAUGAGGACAUGAUGGGGUCUGACGAUUUCCUGGGCCGCAUGAAGAUCCCACUGUAUCGCAUCGUCCACGGCCGCGCAAAUCAGCCAGUCCGAAUCCGAGACCAGCUGCAGGACAUCGAGACCGGUGAGCUGGAGUUGGAGGUAGGAUUCUCUCCUGGAUAG
Molecule: messenger RNA, 2814 nt
Organism: Symbiodinium natans
Lineage: Eukaryota; Dinophyceae; Suessiales; Symbiodiniaceae
Source: the annotation of a GenBank genome assembly